AUGAGUCUUUGCGCUUCGAUCUGUGCGACAGUCAUGGGGAUGGACCCCUGGGCGCUUUUCGCCACUGCCCUCGUCCAACAGCUCUUUGCCAUGGUUUGGUUUGGUCUCAUCGUCAAGACAAUUGCGGACUACUACCUUGCCGCCGACAAGGGCGUGCGGCGGGUGGAGCACAUAGUGCACCGCUAUUCGCCCGCCCUUUGCACCUUCGCUACGUUUCUCGCUGGUGUCGUCCGGGCCGUUGCAGUGUACACCGUGUUUACGCUUUGCAACGGCAAAGGACUCUGCGACUACCAGCAGGCGGGUGUGGUGGUUGCGGUGCUUGCGUGCAUCAAUCAGCACCAGUUCUUCUCAUGUCAACGCCCCCUGCCGCUGUUGCUCACAGACUGCGGCUACGAGCUUGCCGCCGCGCUUCUGGCCUCAGUGUCUUUUUUCGGCCUGCAGAAGUUCAAUGUCUAG
Molecule: messenger RNA, 456 nt
Organism: Trypanosoma conorhini
Lineage: Eukaryota; Euglenozoa; Kinetoplastea; Trypanosomatida; Trypanosomatidae
Exons: 1
Coding region: 1-456 (151 amino acids)
Source: RefSeq, a predicted model, not a curated record